GUUGUUACUGCAAAUUUAAUUUAAUUGAUGUAUUUUUGCUGUUAGGAUGAAGGAUGCCAACCCCAGAUGGAAGGGCAAACCACAAUGCUGAAAGAAAAAUUAGUGUCUCGUCUCCGGUUUGAACCAGAGAGGACAGAGGUGCUGCUUAUGGUUAAAGGCAGGUAUAUCGUGUGUGAACCAGCUGGCAGCAGUAAGAAAGACAGCAGUGAGCUGUCAUCUUCAGUAAAGAAGAAAUACUCCACUCUUCGCACAGCAGUUUACAGACCAAGUACAGAAAAGAAAAAUGAAGCAGAAAUAAAAGAGGAAGUCAUGGGCUUUGGUAAAAUACACCCAAGAAAACAUAAAAAAGAAAGAGAAUUAUCUGCUUGUCAGCCUAUGAUGGUAUCUGAGCAUGAGACAAUGAAGCUAAAGAGGAAUAUAACAAAAGUGGCAUCCUUAAUGUCAAAGAAUGAGAAUUUGAAAAAUAUACUUCCCACAAGUUCCAUUUGCAAAGCAGUUCAGCAAGUCUUUGGCACGUCACCUUCUUUAUCUGUAUAUGAUAGUAAUAGCAGGACUGAAAUGCAAAUGUCUGUGUUUGAACCGAGUUAUCAUAAAAAUAUUUUUGAGCAACCAAAAGCUGAAAGAACUCCUAAAAAGCCCAUGAAAGCAAAAGUUUAUUCAUACGAUAAAACAGAGACCUUUAUUGCUAAAAGAUAGUGGGGAAUAUAUAUACUGUCUUCAAAGAAACAAGAACAAUCUUAAAGUUCCCUACAACCCGUAUGAUCUACAGGUUGUCUCUACAAAUACAGCUAUGCACAACACAGAAUAUUGGACUAUUACAGCUUCAUUUGUGUCUAAGUUUCCUGCAAACCAGAAAUUGGGAGAAAUGGAAGCAACACCAGUACCACAAUGGCUGCAUGAAAGACAUCUGUAUUACAGGUUACUUAACUUGAAUUUGUUUUCCAAUUUCAGAAUGAAGAAAUUCUUUCUGAUCUGGAAAGCAAAUGCUAGAAGAAGUAAGACAAACAAGAGCAAGUCAGUUUGAAUGUAGGUUUUACAUGUGAAAAGAAUUAAAGAAUCUUCUGAUGUACGCUUGCGGAGAAUAGUCAGACUUCUUAGUGUCACUGAUAAACACCAGCCUUGGGCAAAGGGGGUUGAGCAGCUUGAUUUCACUUCUCUUAUACAAACUUUGUAGAUGGAGGUCUGCAAGCUUGGUGUGAGAGGCUGCUGAAGGAGGGAGUCAUUCAGUAUUAGCAUUAGUUAGAUGAAGCAAGAGAAAAGU
Messenger RNA from Oxyura jamaicensis (ruddy duck), 1261 nucleotides. RefSeq lists its product as uncharacterized. Bases 67 to 696 code for a protein of 209 amino acids. The record is from RefSeq and is a predicted model, not a curated record. The transcript is spliced from 7 exons. NCBI's taxonomy places the organism in Eukaryota, Metazoa, Chordata, Aves, Anseriformes, Anatidae.